Messenger RNA from Drosophila mojavensis, 2032 nucleotides. Its product is annotated as transcriptional regulatory protein AlgP. Lineage: Eukaryota; Metazoa; Arthropoda; Insecta; Diptera; Drosophilidae. The coding region runs from base 1362 to 1880 and encodes 172 amino acids. The record is from RefSeq and is a predicted model, not a curated record. The transcript has 2 exons.
UUUUUUUGGCAUAGCAUAGUCGGAUUGCUCUUCGUAUUUAUCUCACGCACAGCUCAAGUUCACUUAAAUAUAUUAUCAUAUAGAGAUAGAACAUUUUUACGUAAAUUAUGCAAUGUUUAUCAUCCUAUAUAGUUAAUAUUUAGUAGCCUUUUGUAAUCAGACAAUAACAUUAGCUAAUCAUAUACAGGGUAUCCAGCUAGUUGAGUUGCUUUGAACAUGUUGCUCUCUCCCCUCUCAACGUCUAGACUUUUCACUUCUAUCUUAAAUUAUGUUGCAUACUUUCAGGUUGUUUAAUGAUUUCCAAGUCUUUAAGGGGCAUCGCAGGCUAUAAACAAAAUGCAACAGAUGUUCGAAUUGUCAGCUAUUUACAUUGUCCAUUCAUAGUGUUUGACAGGUAAUAAAAAAAACUCCAGUGCAGCUAACGGUUACUCGUUUAAAGCUUACAUUUAGUGUUGGACAACGUGAGGCAAUAAAAAAGCAUGCGAAUGAACAUAAAUUGAUGCAUGUUGCAAAGGGAAAACAAUGCUGAAAUGUCAGUGGAAUCCGAGGACACAGCUGUUAGCUGUUGGCUGGGCGCUUUCUGGCUGGCUGGGAUCGUAAUUAAAGCAAACUUGGCCCAACGAAGAGAAAUGUUUGCAGUCAACGAGCAACAACAACAACAACAGCGGCAACAGUAAGGAGCAUGGCACAAACUGUGGCAUCUGCUGUAAUUUUUCAGUGCAGCACACUUGACUUUUAUUUGAACUUGCAUAGAUACAUAUGUGUCUGACUGUGUCUGAGUGUGUGUGAAAAAGGCAGAGUUAGGGCACUCCUGUCUCCACUUAGACUGCAGUCAAGUAGCGCACUGCCAUUUGGGCCACACUUUUGGUUACCUUUGUAAAAGUUUCUUCAGUGCUUUGUUUUUUUUUUUUUUGUUUUUUUUUUUUUUUUUUUUUUUUGUCAGGGCAAGUUGCCAAAUUGGCUUAAUGGCGUUAAUGCGAAUACGAGCUCUGACUAAACCAGCAGCCAGCAAGCUGACAUCAAAGGUCAUUAUACAGGCCAUCAGCGGCUGCAGUUGCCAAGCCAUUUUUCAGAAAAUUUUGGCCAGUUAUAUUACUCGUUGAAUGUUCAAAUGUAAAAUGCAAAAUGCAAAUGCGAAUGCGAAUGCAAAUGCAAAUGCACAUGCCAGGCACUCACAAGUUUUUCUUACCAAUUUGCAGGAAAGGUAAACAAAUGAAAUGAAAUGCGUGAAGAUUUCGCUUUAAAGCCGAUUGGCAGUGCCGCCUUGGGCACUUACUAACACCCCUUUUGUGCAGAGUAACAAGUUGACCAACACUGUUGUGUUUUACUGUUAGCAUGCCUCCAAGACUCUAAAACGCGUUAUGGCACCAUUUUCCAUUUGCUCUCAGUGCAAGGCAAGAACUCGCAAAGUUACCAAGGAUCCCAUCACGUUAAAGCGAAUUUACUUGUGCCCCAUAUGCUUCAAUGCUAAAAAUGAAGCAAAGAAUAUUGAAAAGAAAAAAAACCAAAAGAAGACAAAUCAUCAACAAGAGCAGCCAGCGCAGGACGCGGCGAGGAGAGCGGCAAAGUCAGCGACAAAACCAGCGACAAAACCAGCGACAAAACCAGCGUCAAGACCAGCGGCAAAGCCAGUGGCAAAGUCAGUGGCAAAGUUAGUGGCAAAGCCAGUGGCAAAGGUAGUGGCAAAGUUAGUGAGGCAGUCAGUGGCGAAGCACCAGCCCAAGGCGCAGUUCGCGCAUAUUGCACCACCAAGACUACCCCAAGCAGCGGGCAGAGCUGUCCCAGUCAGCAGUCGAAAAUAUACGCCGCCCGUAAUGCAGACUGUGAUCAUAAGUGGACGAAAGUAUAUUGCGAUUAGUGCGACAGCCUCCGACUGUUAGAGAAGUAAACAAAGCCGGCGGGUUUGUGUCUCUGCUAUGGUGCAUAUCCACACUAAUCGCACAUCGAGAGUAUUUGCCUCAAAUGCAAAUAUUUACACAAUGUAAUAUAUCGCAAAACCACACACAUCUAUAUUUAUAUAAUACAAUUUCAU